AUGGCUGAAUGGAUAGGAAGGCAAAAAGAAAUGAAUUUAAAAAUAUGUCUGAAUAACUUAAGAAGAAAGAAACUCACAAUAAAGAACGAGGAAGAAGAGAGAAGAGAAAGAAGAUGGAGGAAGAGGAAAGUUGGGAGCGGUCCGAAGGCGUGUGGGGCUAUACUGCAAUGA
This is a messenger RNA of Trypanosoma brucei brucei TREU927, 171 nucleotides long. RefSeq lists its product as hypothetical. The transcript has a single exon. Lineage: Eukaryota; Euglenozoa; Kinetoplastea; Trypanosomatida; Trypanosomatidae. The record is from RefSeq and is a predicted model, not a curated record. The coding region runs from base 1 to 171 and encodes 56 amino acids.